Molecule: messenger RNA, 1535 nt
Organism: Zea mays
Lineage: Eukaryota; Viridiplantae; Streptophyta; Magnoliopsida; Poales; Poaceae
Exons: 7
Coding region: 129-1289 (386 amino acids)
Source: RefSeq, marked validated
GCCGCUGCCCCCGCAAAUCAAUCGAGCGCGGCAAAGGAGGAGCCGCGAUCAAGCAAACGGAACCUAGCACGGCAGGACGCAGGGGAUAACAGAGAGGGGGGCCGCGCGGGAGGGAAGGGGAGGGCGGGAUGGAGUUCCUGGAGCCCAAGGACAUCGACUGGAGCAGGGUGGUGUCGCAGUACGUGCGCGACGAGACCUACGAGGGCAUCGAGGCCCCGCACUGGGCCGACCUCUCCGACCCCAACGCCGGCCGCGCCGCCGUCGACGACGAGGCCUGGUUUUGCCGCCCCGAUUGCCAGCAUCCGAAGACGGCCGAGGAUUUCUUCAAGCUGAGCCCCAGCCCCAAGGGCAAGCUGCUGCGAUCGGUUUCCGCCAUGCUGCCGUUCGCCGAAAGGGACGCCAACGCCACCAACCUCAGGGACGGCAGUAGCAACCUCAAGUGGCGGGGUGGCGGCGCCGUUGCUGCCUCCACGCCGCCGAAGCCAAAGGCAGCGCCCAAGAAGAGGUUCCAGGAGGAUAGCGAGAACCAUGACCCUGCGCUGGCCACGCCGCCCCCACGGCAGGCGCCAAGUAGGCCGCCGUUCGGCGCCCCUCGGUGGAACAAGAAUGCCAAGGAGGCCAUCAAGUCCAGUGCGGAGAAGCGGCCGGACAAUGCUGAGAAGGAGGCGCUGCUCAAUAAGCACGUCCCGCCGAGGCAGCUCAAGAGCACCCUCUCAGCGAGGAACCUCUUCUCUGGAAAGGAUAUACUUGGCCAGAUUUCGGAGUUCUACGAUGAGCUGAAGCGGAUGGUUGGUGGUGGCGUCGGCCGGCCUGUCACAGACACACAGGAGGAGCACAGCUCAGACCCAGUGAAUCCGAGCUAUUUGAUGGAGAAGGUGGCUCCUGAUGAGACAGUGAAGGAGGAGGCGAGACAAGAAACGGCGAAAAAGAGUCCAAGCCCAAUGAAGGGAAAGAAAGUGGGGCUGAAGGUGGAAGCAGGGAAGCAAAGGUCUCCCUCUGUGCUGAAGGAGGUGAGGGCAACGCCGCCGACUCCACAGCGGUUUCUAUCCCCAUCGCCAAACCGCAUUAAGAAUGUUAAACCUGGAGGGAUGUCCACAGCAGGCUCGCCACUCAAAAAGGCACCAAAGGAGAAGGGGACACCUAGUAAGGACCUGGAGAGCAAAAAAGAUGCUGUGAGGCAACCCUUUGGUGUUAAGGAUAUGAACAAUACAAGAGCAGCGUGUGAUGCAGAAGGGAGCUCCAGCAGCAUGUUUUGGUUCUUGAAGCCCUGCACUUUCCUUGUGGAGUAGCGUCAUAACACUACAAUUUUUUAACGAGCAACACUUGAUAUAGUUAGAAUCCAUUACUUCAUUCAUUUCCAAAUAUUCUCUGUUCCUAUUUGAUUGAUUCAUUUCAUGGGUACUCUAUACGGGAAGUAAACAAAAAGAAUCAUGUAUAGUCAUACAGGUUGAAAGUCUUCUCCAUAUGUAUAAUUCGAGAUAUAGCAAAACGUGGUUCUGCUGCUUUGUCGUUUGUUCAAAUAAACUGCAUUUUUU